Macrosiphum euphorbiae (potato aphid) is the source of this 1764-nucleotide messenger RNA. The record is from the annotation of a GenBank genome assembly. NCBI's taxonomy places the organism in Eukaryota, Metazoa, Arthropoda, Insecta, Hemiptera, Aphididae.
AUGGUUAUCUGCAGAUAUCAAUCAAAAAGUUGCCUUGUUCUAGUAGGAUUGGUGAUAUUGGUCGCUGUGGUAUCGUUCGUGUUCGUAUACACUCAAAAUGCACCCAAUGGCGAAAUUCCAGACCCGCAAUUCGAGUUGCCACCGUCGAGCAUGCCAAUGGGAUCGUACAGCAACGUCGGCGUCGUGUCCAACGGUGGACCGUGCGCACAGAUCGGAGUGGAUGUGAUGCGUAACGGAGGAAAUGCCGUGGAUGCCGCUAUAGCAACAAUGUUAUGUGACGGUGUUUAUUGUCCUGAGUACAUGGGUAUUGGUGGAGGAUUUUUAAUGAGCAUCUACAACGCAACAACCAAAAAAGUAAUGACAAUCAAUGCACGGGAAAGUGCGCCGGCUGCAGCUACUUCUGAAAUGUUUGUAAAAGAUCCCAAAAAAUCGGUGCUUGGUGGCUUGGCGGUAGCGAUUCCGGGGGAACUCAAAGGCUAUUCGACGAUUUAUAAAUUGUACGGUGGUAAGGUUUCAUGGGAAUCAUUAUUUGAGCCAACUAUUAAGUUAUGUGAAAAUGGUAUAAAGAUUAGUGAACGUUUAGAGUUAAACAUGCGAAAUCACGAAGACUUGAUAAAGAAUGACCCAUUUCUCAGAAAAGCAUUAUUCGAUGAAACAACUGGAAAUUUAAAAAAAGUUGGAGAAGAGUACAAAUUACCAAAGUUAGCAGAGACGUUGAAAAUAAUAGCAGUUGAAGGUUCCGAUGCCAUAUACAAUGGGUCGCUAACAUAUCAACUAGUGGAAGAUUUAAAAAAAGUCAAUGGCAUUAUAACCGAAGAAGACUUAGCCAAUUAUGAGGUAGAAGUUGAAGAAUCUUUUUCCGUAAAUUUAAAAAGCGGACAUACAAUACAUGUGGGGCCACCACCUAGUUCUGGUGUAAUCUUAGCCUACAUACUUCGAAUAUUGGAUGGAAUAUUGCCAGCACCAAAUUCUGGAUUAGACGCACAUCGAUUGGUAGAGGCUUUCAAAUUUGGAUACGGCGAAAGAACACAUUUAGGGGAUCAUAAUUUCGUAAACGUUUCCAAAAUUUAUGAAAAAUUAUCAUCAGAUAGUUAUAUAGAUAGUAUACGAAAUAAAAUAUCCGAUAAUUUUACUUCAUUGGACCCAAAGUACUAUGGUGCUGACUUUGAUAUGCCAGAGAACCACGGGACUGCUAACAGUGUCGUAACGGAUUCAUGGGGGAACACUGUCGUGGGAACCAGCACUUUAAAUAUAUACUUCGGUAGUGGUUUCGUGUCUCCUAGCACUGGUAUUACUUUAAACAAUGAAAUGGACGAUUUUUCUACUCCCGGAGUCACUAACUAUUACGGAAUUCCAUCUUCACCCGCCAAUUUCAUUGAGCCAGGCAAACGACCAAUGUCGUCAAUGUGCCCAACUAUAAUCACCGACAAAAAAGGAGACUUUGUUCUGGGUGCAGGAGCAGCAGGUGGAUCGAAGAUCACGCUUGCUACUGCCUACGUGUCAGCCCUUAAACUAUGGUACAAUAUGACAUUGAAAGAAGUGAUAGACAAACCUAGGAUAUACCACCAACUUGUUCCUAUGGAAGUUCAAUAUGAAUACGGAACGAUAAAGUCUGUUGUACAAAAACUUAAAGAUAUUGGUCAUCCAGUAUCUAGGUUAAAGAAUACCAUAGGUUCAGCAGCGACAGCAAUUGCCAAAUCCCCCUCAGGAAUGAUCGAAACCAUGCCAGAUUUCAGACGACCAGGAAAUUCAUCCGGAUACUAA